This is a messenger RNA of Emiliania huxleyi CCMP1516, 348 nucleotides long. RefSeq lists its product as hypothetical. The annotation marks the transcript as partial. Gene Ontology annotation, biological process: vesicle-mediated transport. Gene Ontology annotation, cellular component: membrane. Lineage: Eukaryota; Haptophyta; Isochrysidales; Noelaerhabdaceae. The transcript is spliced from 3 exons. The record is from RefSeq and is a predicted model, not a curated record.
GACCAGGUCUGUCCGAGCAUGACUUUCCAGCAGCGACUAUACGCAUUUGCCAUCUGCUUCUGCAUCAGCGUCGCAAUCUCGAUCACAUCGGUCUUUUCCGUCGCGCAGCUGAUCGGUGGCAGGCCAGGCCCGUUUGCCGUGAAGUACACGCUCGGCAACGUGCUCUCUCUCCUGUCGACAGGCUUCAUUCUCGGCCCAAAGCGGCAGAUCAAGAACAUGAGCCACCCGACCCGGGCCGCCUCGGCGCUGGUCUACAUCGGUGCGAUGGUGGCGACGCUCGUCAGUGCGGUCGGUUUGCAGAACGCGCUGCUUGUGCUCGUGAGCGUCAUCGUGCAGUUUGCCGCAAUG